This is a messenger RNA of Penicillium waksmanii, 1062 nucleotides long. RefSeq names its product WD40 repeat domain-containing protein. Gene Ontology annotation, biological process: G protein-coupled receptor signaling pathway. The transcript has 5 exons. The coding region runs from base 1 to 1062 and encodes 353 amino acids. Gene Ontology annotation, molecular function: signaling receptor complex adaptor activity; protein binding. The record is from RefSeq and is a predicted model, not a curated record. NCBI's taxonomy places the organism in Eukaryota, Fungi, Ascomycota, Eurotiomycetes, Eurotiales, Aspergillaceae. Gene Ontology annotation, cellular component: heterotrimeric G-protein complex; cytoplasm.
AUGGCAUCCGAAAUGUCAGGCGAACAGAUGCAAGCAAAGAUCACCGCGGCCAGGCGCGAAGCUGAGGGUUUGAAGGACAAGAUCAAGCGCCGGAAGGAUGAACUGGCCGACACCUCACUGCGUCAAGUUGCGCAAAACCAAACCGAAGCCCUCCCCCGAAUCGGCAUGAAGCCGCGCCGCACACUGAAGGGUCACCUUGCGAAGAUCUACGCCAUGCACUGGUCGACGGACCGCCGUCACCUCGUCUCCGCCUCGCAGGAUGGAAAGCUCAUUAUCUGGGAUGCCUACACCACCAACAAAGUUCACGCCAUUCCCUUGCGGUCAUCCUGGGUCAUGACCUGUGCCUACGCGCCCAGCGGCAACUACGUCGCCUGUGGUGGUUUGGAUAACAUCUGCUCCAUCUACAAUUUGUCUUCGCGCGAAGGCCCAACUCGCGUUGCACGCGAACUUUCUGGUCACUCCGGCUACCUCUCGUGCUGUCGCUUUAUCAAUGACCGCCGUAUCAUCACUUCCUCUGGCGAUAUGACUUGUAUGCUGUGGGAUAUCGAGUCCGGUUCCAAGGUCACCGAGUUUGCCGACCACCUGGGUGACGUGAUGUCUAUCAGCAUCAACCCGACCAACCAGAACAUCUUCGUUUCUGGCGCCUGUGACGCAUUCGCCAAGCUGUGGGAUAUCCGUACCGGAAAGGCUGUGCAGACAUUUGCCGGCCACGAGUCCGACAUCAACGCUAUCCAGUUCUUCCCCGAUGGAAACGCCUUCGGUACCGGUUCCGACGACACCACCUGCCGCCUGUUCGAUAUCCGUGCCGACCGUGAACUGAACAGCUACCAGAGCGAGCAAGUUCUGUGCGGUAUCACCUCCGUUGCAUUCUCCGUAUCGGGUCGUCUUCUGUUUGCCGGAUACGACGACUUUGAGUGCAAGGUUUGGGAUGUUCUGCGUGGCGACAAGGUUGGCUCACUCAGCGGUCACGAGAACCGCGUGAGCUGCCUGGGCGUGAGCAACGACGGCAUCAGCCUGUGCACUGGAUCCUGGGACUCUCUCCUCAAGGUCUGGGCCUGGUAA